CUGUAACGGAACUGGUCAGGGGGGAGAGAGAGAAAAGAUCCCAUAUCUGCUGCGAAACAUUUUUCCGUCUUUAGUUAGUCUCAUGUGUACCUCACAUUGUCGUAAGGAGCAUGACUGUUGGCAUUAGAACUCCCGCAUUGUUGCCAUGAGUGUACCACCACAGCUUGGUCAACAACAUCUACCUGGAUUUUUAGAUUCUUUUGACUUUAUUUUGCAAGUAUGCUGCUGAUUUUUCUACUGAUGUUGACUUUUUCUAACGCAGAAUAUGAAACUUUAUGUACCUCCAAUGCCUGUUUCACUCUCCACUUGGAUGGACUUUCAUUUGUGGAGGCCAACACGAACUGCAACAACAAUGGCGGCUAUCUAAUGACGAUAAGGAGCAAAGAGGAGGAAGACAUACUCCAGACGCUUCUAUCACAGAUCUCACUGCAGGAAAAACACUUUAAAAUCCGUAUUGGACUGAAACUGCAUAGAGAAAGUUGUGUGAUAUCCCAGGAACCACUCAAAGGAUUCAAAUGGGUGUCAGGUGCAGAGGACUCCGAGUAUUCCAACUGGGGAAGGGAGCCACAUUCUACCUGCCAUGAAAGAUGUGUCAGCAUCAGCUAUAACCCAAUGAGCCACAGCCACUUGAAAUGGACUGAUGGCAGCUGCUUAAAACCUUUUCCUUAUGUGUGCAUGUUUUACUUCAAAGGAAUGUGCAAAGCUCUGACGAUUUCCGGACCAGGACAAAUAACCUACACCGUCCCAUUUUCGAAGGAAUCUCAAAAUUACCAGUUGAAGUUGCUGCCAGUCGGGACCUAUGUUGAUAUCAUGUGUGAUGGCCAGGAACCUUUCUACAUUCUGUGCAGUAAUGCACAUAACAAGGGCUAUACGUGGUCAAAACCGGGUCCUUUUUGCCAGACAAACAGAAGUUGUGCUAUUAAAAAUGGCGGCUGUGAACAUGUUUGCAAACAGGAAGGAAAAGAAGUGACUUGCUCAUGUAAUAACAGUUAUGAACUUAAUGAAGACGGAGUUUCUUGUGGGUUGAAAAACAUGUGCUCUGAAAACACUUGCCAGCAUCAGUGCAUCAUGGGAGAAACGGGGUUCACCUGCCUUUGUCCGGACGGGAUGGAACUGAGCUCGGAUCAGCGCUCCUGCUUAGACAUCGAUGAGUGUGCAUCGCAAGAAGUGUGCAGAGAAGGUUCAUGUGUCAAUACUGAGGGGAGUUACAUCUGUAGCUGUGAAGAAGGUUUUGAGAUGAUUCAUGGACAUUGCAAGGACAUCGACGAAUGCGUUACCUCUAAAUGUGAACACACUUGCUCGAAUAGCGUUGGUUCAUUUUCUUGUGACUGCAAUAAUGGUUUUAAAUUAUCAGAAGAUGGUUAUUCAUGCGAAGAUAUCAAUGAAUGCUUGGGUAGUAUUUGUAAAUUUGAAUGUGUCAACACCAGGGGGAGCUUUGUUUGUGCAUGUCCGAGCGGCUACCAGGUCGACCGCAGUGGAGUGUGCUUUCCCACUGAUGUUUCUUCGGGAUCUCUUCCAGAAUCUCUUUCAGAAUCUCCAUCAGAGUCAUCAGUCGUUCUAGAUGUCCAGGAAAAUUUUACAGAGUCUUUGAGCAGCACUGUUGAACUACAACACGAAUCUCCACACACAAACGCGCCAUCUCCAGACUUCAAUGAUACCCACAAUCAAGACCCAGUGGAUACGUCUCUAGCCACAAGUCUGAGCAAAUCCUUCAAUAACAGGGUGAUCAUCUGCGUUCUCGGGUCUGUCAUUCCAUUGGUGGUCCUAGUGGCUAUCACUGUGGGUAUUUUAGCUGUUAGAUGCAAUCAGGUUAAAAAAGAAGUCAAGAAGAAUACUGCAACAGAUGGUUACUGCUGGGUGUCCUCAGGCUUGGACCCUCGGUUGGAGAAACUGUAUGAGUCUAUCCCCACAGAUGACCUAUGACCUCUCAAUGAUGGCUUGUCAUUAGGAAUGUAACACUAGCCAAAAUAUCAUGAUAUUGUAUCGUCAUAGUUCUCACAGUAAUAUCAUGGGCCAUCACAAUAUAUAGAAUUAAGAGUUAUGAUACAGCAAUAGCUAGGGAACUACAUAGACCAUAAUCCUUUGCUCCAUUUCAGUGUAGACUACAAGAAGAAAUAACAGUUCUAAGCACUUUUAAGUCUUAGUUGUUUAGAUUAAGUCUUGUCAAGGCAUAUUAAUCAAAUCAAAUCAAAUCAAACAAAAAAACUAUUUAUAAAGCGCUUUUCAUACAAAAAUGUAAAACAAAGUGCUGAACAGUGAUUAAAAACAACCCCACAUUUCCUUCCACCCACCCAACCCCCACACUUGUCUGACUACACAACCAAACAGCCCGGACAGACACACACGCACACACACACGCACAAACAUGCACACACACUUACAUACACACUAACAUGCUAAAAUACAUAAAACCACACAUAGUAAAAUGUGAGGCUGAACACAGGCGAACCAGUUGAGAAAGCACCAUCAGAGGAAAUUUAAGAGGAAAAAGUAACAUAUUAACAGUUUUAACUGUUUAGCCUCCACAAUCAUAUCACAAUAAAUAUUGUACCGUGAGGUUCAUACCAUGACGAUAUCGUAUCGUGAGACUUUGAUAUCAUUACACCCCUACCUGCCGUAAUAUUUGAUAAGGAUUUUAUGUGUAAAAACUGCUGUUAAUGUAUUUAUUAAACUAAACACCUGCUACAUAUCUAGGUUUGCACAAAUGAAAAUAGUGUUAAGUCUGCUAGAAUAAUGUAAUAUAUAGUUACAUAUCAUAUACUGAGUGACUCUAUUUUUGUGUAUUUCUACUGUUUUUUUAAUUCUGUAACAACAUAUCUCAACCUUUAAUGUGUUUGAUUGAAAAUGGUUCAUGGUUUUUUGUUUUGUUUUCAAUAAAA
This is a messenger RNA of Boleophthalmus pectinirostris (great blue-spotted mudskipper), 2879 nucleotides long. RefSeq names its product complement component C1q receptor-like. NCBI's taxonomy places the organism in Eukaryota, Metazoa, Chordata, Actinopteri, Gobiiformes, Gobiidae. Gene Ontology annotation, molecular function: calcium ion binding. Bases 220 to 1923 code for a protein of 567 amino acids. The transcript has a single exon. The record is from RefSeq and is a predicted model, not a curated record.